CAGAAAAUCAGUUCGCAGAAAUGUCACUCAGCCAGUUCCUGUUCGCCUUUUUCGUGUCCUGGUGCUUUUUAUCCUCGACCCACGCCACCUGCAACGUGUGCAACUCCGUCAACAAUCUGACCUGUUACUCCUCUACGCAAAUGCAAGCCUGCAAUGCGAGUGGCACAUCCACCGGGUCGCCCACCGACUGCCCUAGUGGCUAUGUUUGUGUGAGCGGUACGGGUGGGGUGCUCUGCGAACCGGAGGACUCCACCGGAGGCAGCCAGGCUGAUUGCCAGGAAUGCAACAAGUGCGACUCCAGUCAGACAUUCGCUUGCACCGGAACCAGCACCUUUGCCCUAUGCCUGGGAACGGAUACGGUCCAGAAUUCGACGGGAACCUGUGCCGAUGGCUAUGUUUGCAACAUCAACGAUACCCAGAUAUGCGGCCUGUCAUCGGGCGGGGUAGCCCCCACAUGUUCGUAUGCGGAUGAUACCACCACAACCACCUCCACCACCGCCGCCACAACCACUGCGGCCACACCCUCGACGAGCUCAGCCUCCAGUUAUUGUGCGGCGGUGCAAUCGCAGGGAAAAUUUGCGGUAGGCAAUGAUGCGUAUACGACCUGUCGCCAGUACAUCGAAUGCAGCUUGGUCAGCGGCAGCUGGGUCGGACAGACAUACACCUGUCCGGGAUCCUUGUACUUCAGUAGCUCAGCCAGCUUGUGUGUGGGCACGAUGCCCUCCACCUGCUCCACCAGCGUGAGCUCCACCACAACCACCACUGCCGCACCGACCACCAGUAAUCCGAAUGCAUACUGCCAAGCGAUGCAGUCGCAAGGAUACUUCCCAGUGGGCACGGAUGCCAGCACCACCUGUCACGAGUACAUCUACUGCUUUUUGCUCAAUGGCAGCUGGGGCGGCCAGUCGUACACCUGUCCAGGUGACAUGUACUACAACAGUGCCAGCAAGCUCUGUGCCACGGAUUUGCCCUCGACCUGCUCCACUUCGGUGGCAAGCCUGACGCUAAAUGGAGUUAAUUUGGAUUAAGCCAACUAAUGGAGUAACGAGUCAGGAGUAUUUCAAGGUUUAUUAUUAAUUCGCAAGCCUUA
Molecule: messenger RNA, 1090 nt
Organism: Drosophila bipectinata
Lineage: Eukaryota; Metazoa; Arthropoda; Insecta; Diptera; Drosophilidae
Product: spore coat protein SP96
Cellular component (GO): extracellular region
Molecular function (GO): chitin binding
Source: RefSeq, a predicted model, not a curated record